GUGGCCAAAAGUCUGUCCCGGGCGCUGCGGGAUCGCCAUGGGGCUGCGGCGCACGGUGGUGCUCUGCCGCUUCCCCUCUCUGUCGAGACCCCCAACUCGGCCCCACGGCGGCUCCGCGACCCCCAAGCGCGGCGCAGGGGCCGUGGGGCUGGCCGUGGGGCUGACUGUGGGGCCGGCCGUGGGGCUCUGUGGGUCGCUCUGGUACUUUGGGGUCGAUCGUCGCGAGCGCCGACGCCUGCGGCUCCUCCUCGACGGCGUGGGGCGCUUCGCCAGGUCUGUGGGUGUCGGAGUGCGGAUUUCCAUCGAUUAUUGGUGGACGGAAAACGUGGAACUGCGCGGAGUGCCCGAGGAGUCGCCGCGGUUCGCGUCGGCCAUGUCGCGGUGCCACGUGCGGGCGGCCGAGCGCCUGACGGGAGCGGCGCUGCGCAACGGAGGGCUCUACGUCAAACUGGGGCAGAGCCUCUGCGCCUUCGACCAUCUGCUGCCCCCCGAGUACCCCCGGAGCCUGCGGCGCCUCGAGGACCGCGCCCUGAGCCGCGGCCGCCACGAGGGUCCCGGGUCAUAUUUUGGGGUUCCCUCUUGUAUUUUAGGGUCUCCACGUUGGUUUUUGGGGUCCCUUUGUUGUAUUUUGGGGUUCCCUCUUGUAUUUUGGGGUUCCCACAUUGACUUUUGGGGUUCCCACGUUGGUUAUUGGGGUCCCCAUGUGCAUUUUGGGCUCUCCCAUGUGGCUUUCGGGGUCUCCCAUGUGGCUUUUGGGUUCCAUAUGUGUAUUUUGGGGUCCCCCGUAUGUAUUUUGGGGUCCCCCCGUGUGUAUUUUGGGGUCCCCUUCCCCCGUGUGUAUUUUGGGGUCCCCCCACGUUGCUUUUUGGGGUCCCCCCAGGCGGCCACGAAGCUCAUCCGUCUCUUCGCCGAACAAAUCUUCUCCACCGGUUUCAUCCACGCGGAUCCGCAUCCCGGCAACGUGCUGGUGCGUCGCGGCGCCGACGGCAAAGCGGAACUCAUCCUCUUGGAUCACGGCCUCUACGAGGAGCUCAGCCAAAGGGACCGGGAGUGGCUGUGCCGCCUCUGGAGGGCGAUGGUACUGCGCGACGAGAGCGGCGUCCGGAGCUGCGCCCGACAAAUCGGGGUGCACGAGCCGCUGUUGCUGUGCGAGAUGCUGCUGCAGCGGCCGCUGUGGGGCGCGGGGGCGCUGUCGGACGCGCUGUCGCGGGAGGAGCGCUCCUACAUGCGGGCGAUGGCGCGGCGGCGCUUCGCGGCGGUGGCGGCGGUGCUGCGGGCGCUGCCGACGCCGCUCCUCCUCGUCUGCCGCAACAUCAACACCGUCCGCAGCGUCCACGCCGCCCUCGGAGCCCCCGUCGACCGCUACGGCCUCAUGGCCAGGAGCGCAGUGCGCAGUUGGGGACGCGGCAGCGGUGGCGGCGGUGGCGCCUUCGGGCGGUGGCUCAGAGCCACCUGGGAGAGCCUUCGCUUCGAGGUGGCCCUCAGCCUGGACCGCCUCUCGGUGCGGUUGACGUCAGCGGCGCUGCGGCUCCUCUCCCGCUGGGGGGUUCUGCCCCACGGCGACGUCCUCGACCGCCACCUGCGCGCGUAGGGGCGACCCACGGCGACACACGGCGACACACGG
Cuculus canorus (common cuckoo) is the source of this 1624-nucleotide messenger RNA. It is a transcript of the gene ADCK5, whose product is annotated as aarF domain containing kinase 5. The record is from RefSeq and is a predicted model, not a curated record. The transcript is spliced from 11 exons. NCBI's taxonomy places the organism in Eukaryota, Metazoa, Chordata, Aves, Cuculiformes, Cuculidae. Bases 38 to 1591 code for a protein of 517 amino acids.